Messenger RNA from Aspergillus versicolor CBS 583.65, 3899 nucleotides. RefSeq lists its product as uncharacterized. Bases 197 to 3748 code for a protein of 1183 amino acids. The transcript has 9 exons. The record is from RefSeq and is a predicted model, not a curated record. NCBI's taxonomy places the organism in Eukaryota, Fungi, Ascomycota, Eurotiomycetes, Eurotiales, Aspergillaceae. Gene Ontology annotation, molecular function: oxidoreductase activity, acting on CH-OH group of donors; flavin adenine dinucleotide binding.
GGCCAAGUCGCCCGUACGCGAAAGGCUGGCUUGGUGACUGCCAAAGACGCUGUAGACAGGCAAGUAGGCCCGGAGUAUUUGAAAUGCUGAUCCAUUGCAUUCACGGCAAAUAUAAGUAGUGUGUCGUUUCCUGUUUUGCGUUUGUUCUGCUGACUGCUGUAAUCUUAUCUUUUACUACUGAUGGUUUAUUUCUACAAUGGAGUCUCGACCAGAUAACUACCCCCGCCUGGCUCUUCCCAUCUCAGAGCUAAAACCCGCCUACGAUGUCGUCGUUAUAGGGUCCGGCUAUGGCGCUGGUGUUGCCGCGAGCCGUAUGGCUAGGGCUGGGAAGAGCGUUGCUGUUUUGGAGCUCGGGGCGGAAUGGAGAGCAGGUUCAUUCCCCCGUACACUUCCCCAGUGUCUCCGCCAACUUGGUAUUUCGGGUUCGAGACGGAGAUGGAUCGAGGAUAAGACGAGGUUAUUCCAGUUGAAACUCGGAGAGGGGCAGCAUGCUUUUUGUGCCCAUGGACUCGGCGGCGGCUCUCUCAUCAACGCCGGUGUCUUCCUAAAAGCAACGCCAGAGGUAAUAGGGAUGAGCGCGUGGCCGGAGGAAAUCAGAGAAGAUCCUCUGGAUGAAUACUACGCCCGCGCAUCAUCUAUGCUCCAACCCUCAAAAUACCCAGAAACACACUCGCUAAACAAAACGCGCCAUCUGGAGGAAUGCUCUCAGAUUCUAGCCCGUGAAUAUAACAGCCGCAGCCACGGCAAAGUGAAGAGUAACUUCUCCCAUACACCACUAACGACUACCUUCCAAGCCAGCCGGAACAGCACAGGAGUCAUGAUGCAAGCAAAUCAAGGAUCCGGACACGAGUCCACGGGGCUGAAUGACGGGUCGAAGAACUCGGUUCCUGUGACUUAUCUAGCUGAUGCGUGGAACUGGGGCGCGGAGAUUUUCUGUGGGUGUGAGGUGCGGUAUGUUGAGAAAAAUGUCAAGCAAGGGUAUACCGUCUAUUUCUCGUGGAAGGGGAAGGGGAGAGAUUGUUUUAGAGAAGAUACAGAGGCGCAUUUGGUUUGGGUGACGGCGAAAGAGUUCUGCUUCCUUGGAGCUGGUGCGCUGGGGACAACGGAGAUUCUGCUCCGUUCGAGGGAUCAUGGACUAGGGCUGUCUCCUAUGUUAGGGAGGAAUAUGUCCGGAAAUGGUGAUUUGCUUGUUUUCGGAUACAACGGCCGCAAAGACAUCAACGGGAUUGCAGGACCCUCAAGUAAGCCAGGACCAACGAUUACCAGCAUGAUCGAUAACCGCCAGGUGAAGCCCUCUGGAUCUGAAUCUGGACCUUUGGCAGGCUAUAUAAUCGAAGACGGGUGCAUCCCUGAGCCAUUUGCACCGGUUAUCCAGGCCCUUCUGAUCGCGCAGACUCUACGACAUGAACUAUUCUCCGUCCUUUACAGUCCACGAACCCAAUUCUGCAGAACAAUAUCGGCACUCAAAUCUCUACUUCGAGGGCCGUACGUGUCCGGUGGAGCAAUUCAGCGGACGUCGACAUACCUGAUCAUGUCCCACGACAGCAACGAGAUAACCCUAACGCUGAAAAACGACGGACCGUAUCUCCAGGGAAUCGGCGAGGGGAGAUCCAAGAAUAUCCUGCGCAUCAAAGAUUCCUUGGAGAGGGUGAUUAAACAUGCUGGAGGCAGUAUGGGGUUCUCGUAUUUCUAUGGUCUUAGUCAAGAAGAAGUCUCCGUCCACGUCCUCGGCGGCGCAAACAUGAGCCGCGAUGGAACCGGUCGUGAAGGGGCGACGAACCACCGGGGACAGGUUUAUACAGGACAAGGCAGCGAAGUCUACCCCGGUUUAGUCUGCUGCGAUGCGUCUGUGAUUCCAACUUCUUUGGGCGUGAAUCCACUUGCCACGAUUACUGCGCUUGCGGAGCGCUCGGUGGCGCUUGUUGCGGAGGAGUCGGGGCUGGAGAUUGACCUUGAGACGCCUAAUGGGGUUCUGAAUGUUGAUAGUAGACCUCGCGUAUCUCACUUUAAGGAUAAUUUAGACGAUGAGCUUGUCUCGACGGGGUGGCAGUUUACAGAGGCUCUGGAGGGAUAUAUCAGUGUGCCAUCAGGGCCCAACUUUGAAGUGUCUGAAAGAGAAGGGAAAGGCUCUUCAUCGGCUAUACGCAUGCUUCUUACAGUGGAAAUACAGCGGAAGAUGCAAGGCGGGUUGAGAUACCACGGAGUCUGCACCGGGACUGUAUCCUGUCGCGCUUUAUCACGACGAGCAAUGAGGGUCAUGAGAGGAGAGGUGGACUUCUUUGUGCCGGGUGAUGGUAUUGAUUCAACGGCCUUGAGAUAUAGACUACCACUCCAGACGGUAGAGGGCGAAGAGCUGAUGCUGGUGGGAACCAAGACCAUCGACCCAUCCAGCGCAUUUUCUGUAUCUCGGCUGUGGAAAGCUACAACUGUGGUGAAUGUUCAUGUCUCUUCCAAGGGAGAGAGCGUAGGAGCUGGUGUCCUGCGCAUUCCAUUGUCGUCAUUCCAGCGGCAGAUACGCUCAUUCCGAUCAACAGGCUCAACCGCUGCUGCGUUGCCAGCACUGUUGAUGUUUCUUCUAUACUUCAUCUUCCAGAUCAGUCUGUUCUUCUUCCACCCUCUUAUACCGCGCUGGUUUACCCCUGCCAAAAGCCACAGUCGAGUUUUCGAAGCUAAGCAACCUCUAUCAACUCGUGAGAUCUCAGCUUCAGACGGAGUCACAGUCAAACUCGAGCUAUACAGCCAAAAGCCGGACGAGAACAAACCACCUAUCUUAUUCCUCCCGGGAGUCACAGGCUUAAACCCACAGCACUCCAUCUACACCCUCCCCUUCCAACGCACCAACAUGGUCGAGUACUUUACCUCCCACGGCUACAGCUGCUACGUCCUCACCCCCCGCUGGAGCAUCAACGAGAACACUGCAAAAGAUUGCACCGUCUUCGACAGCCGUCUCGACAUAGCCGCCGCCCUGCAGCACAUCAGCCAGAAACCGUAUAUAAUCGCACACUGCCAGGGCUCCGUUGCGCUCGCAAUGGGCCUCCUAGACGGAUCAAUCAAGUCUUCCCAGAUCCUGGGAAUAACCGCAAACUCCGUCUUCAUAACGCAGAUAUUCCCGUUCUGGAAUGCCGUCAAGGCAUCUAGCACGCUUCUCAUCCGCCUUUACGAGUUUCUGGACGGGCCGUAUUUCCCUGUUAGUUUUCUCCCAGCAUCAAAAGACAGGAAUGGAAAGAAGAAGCAGAAGAAGAAAGAUAUACUCCAGCACGCACUCGAUAUUAUUCUAUCAUUCUACCCAGUCCCCCACGCCAGAGAAUUCUGCACCUCGUCAACCUGCCACCGCACCUCCUUCGCCUUCGGUCUCCUCUGGAACCACCGGAAUCUCUCCCCAGAGCUGCACAAUAACAUCGGCCGCUUCUUCACGGGGACGUAUACCAAGCUCCUCUCGCACGUCGUCCGCACGGGCUCACGCGGCGGCUGUUUAGAGUAUAAACAAGCCCUCCCAGGGACAAAACUAGAUCUUGAGCAUCUCCGCGGUGUGCCGAUCUUGUUCAUGUCUGGCUCCGAGAAUCAGGUGUUUAGCCCUGAGUCUACGCUGCGGGAUUAUGAGAUGUUGCGAAGGGAGUUUGGGGAGGGAAUGUAUCGCCGGUUUUUGGUGGAGGGGUAUGGACAUCUGGAUACGAUUGUUGGAGAUAGGGCUGGGGAGGAUGUCUUUUGGAGGGUGAGGGGACAUUUGGAGGGUUUAAUAUCUAAAUAGAUCUAGAUACUUGAUAGUUGAUACCUGGAAUAGUCUAUUCCACGACUCAGAGGGCAACCCUUGCAAUGCUCAAGUGCUCAUGCCAAAUGCAUACUUGUAUAUAUCUAUAUAUGAAAAGCAGUUAGGAGAGUCCGAGGCGAGCCGGACGGAG